Molecule: messenger RNA, 2121 nt
Organism: Odobenus rosmarus divergens (Pacific walrus)
Lineage: Eukaryota; Metazoa; Chordata; Mammalia; Carnivora; Odobenidae
Gene: PRR14
Product: proline rich 14
Exons: 12
Coding region: 109-2028 (639 amino acids)
Cellular component (GO): nucleoplasm
Source: RefSeq, a predicted model, not a curated record
GAGGGGGGAAGGGGGAAGGAAGGGGUCUGUGGGCGGGACCUCCCGGGAUUGGAGUGAAGGGGGUAUCUGCUUGACAGUGGAUCCCCGGGGAUCCGGACUGAGUUCGUGAUGCUCAAGCUCGGGCCGCCCCUGUCUGAGUGGAGCUUUGCGGAGCCCAAACUCACAGGGAGAGGAGGAUCCUCGCGGCUUCUCAUUGGAGGAACCGCGCUGCUGCCGCCUGGGAUCCCCCAGGGACUCCCCGGAGCCGCCGCUUCCCCCAUGGACUUGCCCGGGGACUCCAGUCCACCUGGCCGGCCACGUCUGUGCCGCCAGCCUCUGGCUCGAGCAUUAUGGGGAGCCAGGAGCCCCAAACGGCCGAGACUGCAGUCUCUAGCGGCCCCUUCACCUUUGGAAAAGGCCUCUCGGCGGGUUUUGGCUGUGGUGCUGGAAGAUGUUAUGGCUGCCCACAUGGUUCCCCUGGUGCCCCAAGAAGAGACCCGCACCCCACGGCACCGCAGCAACCAACGGGAUUCUGUCUGCAGCCAGCCACCUGCCUCGCCACCCCAACAGGCCACGUGGUCCUCACAGACCAGGCCUCCCGAGCCACUGGACCCACUGCGCUUAUGCCGAGAGCCCCUGAGCCGCAUCCACCGGCCCUCUUCUACCCUGAGGCGGCGAUCAAGGACAACCCCUGGCCCAGAGGAGGGCCCUUCACAAAAGGUGGACUGGACCCCCCAGCCCACUCUGGUGGUGAUGCUAGAAGACAUUGCCAGCCCAAGACCCCCAGCUGAGGGCUUUGCUGAUGAGACUCGCAACUUCCUCAUCCCAGCGAGAAGAGCUGAGCCCAUGACGAUUGUUCACCAGUCAAUGCCUCCGUCCAGGGACCUGGAUCCCCCAUUCCAGCCAUCUGCCCUGCCUGAAGACCCUCCAGAGACCCCACCACCAGCCCGGGAGCCUCUACUGGAGCCCCCAUCGAUCCCACCGCCGUCCAGCCUUUUACGCCCCCGCCUCAGUCCCUGGGGCUUGGCCCCCCUCUUCCGUUCCGUCCGCUCCAAGCUGGAGAGCUUUGCUGAUAUCUUCCUCACACCCAACAAAGCCCCACGGCCCCCACCCCCAUCACCCCCCAUGAAGUUGGAGUUGAAGAUUGCCAUUUCAGAGGCCGAGCAGUCCGGGGCUACUGAGGACACUGCGUCUGUCAGUCCCCGGCCCCCUAUCCGCCAGUGGCGGGCCCAAGACCACAAUCCCCCCGCCCCUCUGUCUAAGCCCUCUCUGGGCCGAAGCCACUCCUGCCCUGAUCUGGGGCCCCCUGGCCCAGAUACCUGCAGCUGGCCCCCUGCUCCACACCAACCAAGCCGGUCACGGCCCCGGCGGCACACUGUGGGUGGUGGAGAGAUGGCCCGAGCCCCACCACCCCCUCGGCCCUGUCUCCGGAAAGAGGUCUUCCCUCUUGGAGGAGUGGGAGGCUCUCCUCCCCUUGUCACAUCUUGCUCGUCCACCGCAUCUUCUUCCUCCUUCUCUGAACCUGCAGAACCCAGGUUGGGUUCAACCAAGGGGAAGGAGCCAAGGGCCUCAGAGGACCAGGUGCUUUCAGACCCUGAGACCAAGACCAUGGGAAAAGUUUCUCGAUUCAGAAUACGCAGGACACCAGCCCGUUCUCAGCUCAACCUUACACCAAUGGGGCUGCCUCGACCAAUCAGGUUGAACAAGAAGGAGUUCAGCUUAGAAGAAAUUUACACCAACAAGAAUUAUCAGUCGCCUACAACCAGGAGGACCUUUGAGACCAUCUUUGAGGAACCCCGGGAGCGCAACGGGACUUUGAUUUUCACCAGCUCAAAGAAGCUUCGGCGGGCUGUAGAAUUUCGGGACAGCAGCCUUCCUCGAUCCCGGCGGCCCUCUCGUGGGGUCCGGGCUGCAGCUGGCAGGACCCUUACCCCCAGCCUGGCCCCCAGCCCAGAUGUGGGACCUCUGCUGCAGCAGCGGCUGGAGGAGCUGGAUGCCUCACUCCUGGAAGAGGAGGAAGUGGAUGGGGAGCGGCCCCAUCGGACCUAGGAGCUCCAUCUGUUUGUUCAUCCGUCCUGAAGCAUCUGGGGCAGUUAUAUAUUUUUCUCUAUAUUUCUAGUAAAGUUUUCGAUAUGUUUCUGA